CAAUUAAAAACAAUGAUGGCGACCGAUUGUAAAGUGAUGGAAGUGUAACGUUAACGGCAUGAGUUUUAUCAACGUUUCUGUAGUUAAAGUUGUACUAAAUACAUUUUUAACAAUAUUAGUGAACAUAUGACCAAGAAGUGUAAUAGUUAUAACUAUCUGAAAACAUGGCUCGAGAGUUUGACCACCUUUUCAAAUUGCUGAUAAUCGGUGACAGUGGUGUGGGUAAAAGCUGUCUCCUCCUGCGGUUCGCCGACAACACAUUUUCCGGUAGUUACAUUACUACGAUAGGGGUUGAUUUCAAAAUAAGGACUUUAGAAAUAAACGGUGAGCGAGUGAAGCUACAGAUAUGGGAUACUGCGGGGCAGGAGAGGUUCAGAACGAUCACGAGCACAUACUACAGAGGUACCCACGGCGUCAUCGUGGUCUACGAUGUCACCAAUGGGGAGUCCUUCGCGAACGUCAAGAGGUGGCUGCAUGAGAUUGAACAGAAUUGUGAUGUUGUUAAUAAAGUUUUAGUUGGUAACAAGAAUGACUGUCCAUCUAGAAAAGUGGUAGUUACAGAGGAUGCACAGAGGUUUGCCAACCAGAUGAACAUACCGUUGUUUGAGACAAGUGCAAAAGAGAACAUUAAUGUAGAGGAAAUGUUUCUCACUAUCACUAAAAUGGUACUAAGAUCGAAGCUUGAAAUGAAGGAGCGGCAAAAUGUAACAUCAAAAGACACGGUACACCUAAAGAAUAAUAUCAAAACCAAAAAGAAAUGUUGCUAGUGGUAUGCUCGCCGCACUUGUGCCACGGACAAUGUUCUCAAUGCUCAAAUACGGAGAGGUUAGGAUCAACCUAGCAGGUUACGGUACUGACGGACACACACCAGUUACAUCACAUACACAAACAGACAACAUAUUAAGUAGUUAUACGGUAUAAAAGUAGGCAAUGAUGUGUUAAUGAGCAAUGUUUGAAAACUUUCAAUUAUAGUCAAUCAGCGUCGAAAUUGUUAAGACCUAUUAUUUAAUGAUUACUUGCAUCAUGCAUUGUAGGGUUGUCUAAAAUCACUUUUGAAAGAUUCAGUUUUAAAAAUAGUUUUUAGCAGUCUGGAUUGAUGCUACAAUUGCAAAUUAACACAAGAUUGUGAUAUGCUUUAAUACAAUUGAAAUUUUCCAUUUGUUUUUUGUUGAUUAAUUUCACACAAAAUUUUUUUGUUUUUUGUUUUUUAGUACAUUGUAACAUACUGUCUGUAAAAUAAAAACAAAAGCAUGAAGAACGUCAUAUUGCAAUUGUUUUUUACACUUGUAGUUUGAAUCUAGUAAACAACAUUGUGUAUUGUGGUAAUCCAAACGGAAUAACUAGAUUUUUUUAAGGAUUAGGUGUCUAUAAUAUCUAUUCAGACUGUCUCGUUAAGUGUUGAACUUGCUGGGUUCAUAAUCUCGCUAAGAGCAUGUACAUACAAUGGAUUUAUUUACUCCAAAAAUUAUUAAAUAUAAACGAAUGCCUAGUUAAUGAAUGAGUGUAAUCUAAUUAUCAAAAUUUAUGUGAUGGUAAUAGGUUUGAAGGAUGUUUAGAAUAAGAAGUGUACCAUUAAAGUUAUUUUUAUUAAAUGAUAAUCAAUGAAUAGUUACGGACGCGUGGAUCACAUGUUAUUUAUAUCGCGUGGUUCAUGCAAUCACUUGAAGUCAGAAAGUACGAGAAUUUGCUUUUAUUAAUUGACCAUUCUUGGGAGGACAUGAGCGAUUACAUUGGUGUCCUAUUGGCAGUUGUGGCCAAACAUUUGGCAUGUUUAAAUACUCAUGCGUUAAUCCUGGAUGAUAACUUAAUGUUGGAGCCAAUAUUUGUGUAGAAUACACCAACGUGAUAAACCAAUUUGGAUAUAUAUGUUUUCGUGUUCACUAAGCUCGCAAAUGCCUUACCACAUGAUAUUUUAAACAUAAAGUAUUAUCUCUUAUGAAAGUUUGUUGGUCACUUGCAGGCCAAUAUAAAGCUCACCAAUCAUAUAUCCAGUGGAAUUUUCAGUGAGAUAUUUGAAUUAUUUUUAUAAUUUUGUUUUUUGGCGUAUUGUUUGUUACAGUAUUCUGUAUUCGAAAUUCCAAAUUUAUUUAUUUUAUUAUAGUUAAUGAUAUUAUUUACAAUAAUUGAAACGUAUGUCAGUUUGUAUGAAAUUUAAUAGCAUAUGGACGAUUUGUGAGGUAUAAACCGCAUUAGGUAGCGUGAGUUAUAAUGAAGGGCAAGUCAGUCGAUACACUAACCGCAAAGAGAAUCAUCACGAUAUCGACCUGCGCGUACGCAUCAAGUCAUAACCUAAUUUUACUUGUAAGGAGAACUUUUCCAAAUAUAACAUCAGUAAUAUUUUAUAUCCAUAUAUUUUGCAGAAUGUGUAGUAAGCAAAAAUAUGGAAUUAUGGUUUUAAUACUCUCGUUUAAGACUAUUAAAAUCGUAGAGCGACUUGCGUCACAUCUUUUGUUAUGUUAUGACGCUCUUUUUAUAACCACCUACCUAAUGCAUAUAGGUAUUAUACCGUCCAUUAUUUUCAUUCGGUACAAUUUGUGUCGAUCUACUCUAAAUAUAAUAUGGUGCUGAGUCUGUUAUAGAGCUAAACCAAUUAUUUAGGAAGUCGGUUCAUCUACAUACAUACUCAUGAUCACAAACAUAUUUCUAAUGGGCUAAAUUACUUUACAUUCAAUUUAAAAAAUGAUUCAACCUCCUUUCCUCAAAUUGAUGGCAAUCCGGCAUGAUAAGGACCUAUUUCCUUACUGGGGGCAGCUACUGACAAUUCUGUUAUCUGAAAAACCCUGUAGAUUAUAAUUUGCCUGACAUACACAACUUCCCGGUUUAUACCUACAUUAUCUAAUAAUUUGUUUUAAUAAGCGUAUUGUACUGUUCUAAAUUAAAUUGAUUUUGCUUUAUAACAGAAUAAGAGCUAAUAAAACAGUACCUAUCACAAUUUUUAUAAGUUACAACGCAAAAACCUGGCGGUACAUCGAAUUAGCCAAUCACGACGCACCAAGGUAUCGCAUCUCAUUGAAUUGGCCAAUCAAAGACGUUAAACGAACCCGCCUUGCCAAUGUUUUUUUUUCGCGCCGUCGAAUAUUGCAAAUGUAAUCUUUAUACGGUUCUUAUAAAUUACUUGUGAGUUAUCCCUAAACUAUACAUAUCAGAAUGAUGAAUGUUUACAUCUAGGGAAUGGAAUGGAUAUUAUAAUUAAAGUCUGUGUUAAUUUAAUUUGAUGUAUUUUACGAAAAAAGUCUGUGUAUCUCAAAUAAUAAAAUAUAGUGAGCAAUAAAAUAUAAUUUUUAUUUCAUUGAUAAUUCCUAUAAAAAAUAUAUUUUCCUACAAAAAUAAGCUAAUAUAUUUAUUUUUAAAUCUAUUUAAAUUAACACAGACAACUUAUGUGUAAUGUUUAGUAUACAAUGUGUAAGUGACAAUAGUUAAAGCCUAAUCACAGAAACAAUCUUCCAAGUCCAAAGUGUAAGGUAUAAUUAAAAAAUAAGUUUAAAAAAUAGUUUUGACGUAUGCGGUGCGUACACAUUGGACUUUACCGGGUCGUGCAUUGUUAGGCUAUUUUUUUCUGGUUAUAAUUUUCAAUGUGUACGCACCUUUAUUAUCCGUUUUUCUGUUGUAAACAAGUAUAGGAAAUUAGUAAGAAUAGUUCUCAGUGGCGUGAUCUAGUUUAUGGAUAGCUUUCAAUUAUAGCUCGCUAAUACAAGGUCCUAUUAUGUAAGGUGCCUAGAUCCUUGUCAUAGUGACUAAAUGUAUCAGGAGUUCUCAACAUUUUAAAAACUAAAUUUUUAUUGCCGAAAUAUUAUGGUGUGUUUUGAAAGUUCGAGUCUCCAAAUGAAUUAAUAAUUUACCAUGAAUGUUGAGAGCCUCUGUCGUUUAUUAUAAUCAAACAAAACGUUAUAUCCUUCCUGUUUCUUCUCGAUAACGAUUUGUGUUUUUUAAUUCUGCAUGAAACUAUCAACAAAGUUAUUCUUCCGUUGUAUCAACUUACUGUGUUUUGUUUUCUUUGAGUUUCGAAUCUACAUAAUAUAACAAGGAAUAAAAAUAAUCUUUUUUACAUGUUAUUUUAAAUACGCUAAAAUAAAUGCUUACUAAAAAUGCGUCGGAGUAAAAAAAGAACAGUUUACAAAUAAGUUUCAUUAAGUACCAUUAAAAAAAGGUUUUCGACACAUUUUUAUAAGCCAGUGUAUCGCAUAUAGUUUUAGCUAUGGACUGAACAUUAUUUACUUCAAUAUAAUAUUUUAUGGCAUUUUUAUGUUAAGUGUUUACAGUAUGAAACCCUUUGUUUGAACGCUCAUUUUAAUCUAACUAUUGUAUUUAUCUGAUAUUUUCAAAAGUCGUACCUGUUUUAUUUUGUGGAAUAUGUUUAAAUGUUAAUAUUGGCCAAAAAUACUUUUUUCCAUGCAAGAGUAUUGAAAUAAAUUAUUUUUUUGGUCAUUUUUCAUAGACCGCGGAAUAAUACAACCACUUUUGCUAUAAGAACCAUGCUUUGCAAUAUAUGAAAUUGCGUGAAAACCAAAACUAUUGCUGGCAAUCAUUCCGUACACAAGUUUGUACAAUAAAUAUGGCGGACUUUUAUUUAAUACGUGAUUUUAACACGCCAUUACUCAUUUUAUUAUUUAUAGAAAGUAUUGUUCAUGAGUCAUCAUUUUGUUUUAAUACAUAGUUGUAAAUAUAUCCCCUAUUUUCAUCAUAAUA
This is a messenger RNA of Trichoplusia ni (cabbage looper), 4686 nucleotides long. RefSeq names its product ras-related protein Rab-35 (gene Rab35). The transcript is spliced from 4 exons. The record is from RefSeq and is a predicted model, not a curated record. Gene Ontology annotation, biological process: endocytic recycling. Gene Ontology annotation, cellular component: endosome membrane; plasma membrane. Lineage: Eukaryota; Metazoa; Arthropoda; Insecta; Lepidoptera; Noctuidae. Gene Ontology annotation, molecular function: GTP binding; GTPase activity. Bases 165 to 767 code for a protein of 200 amino acids.